AUGCUAGCUGUAGUGUUCGCAAGUAAGCGAGCGCCCGCAGCGGUGACGUCACGCCAGCUGUGCCGCCAGGUGGGGAUGCUGUGUGCGGCGGGCUCGUCUCGUAUUGAUCGCGCUGCGGGCUCGCGGCCCGGCGGCCUCACUGGAUCGGCGGGCCGGGUCAUCCUAGGUCAAGGAACCUAUCCCAGCCAGGAUGGGGAAUCCUCUGAGUCGACCACCGGGGAGGUGGGUGGCAGUGAUGCCGGGAUGGUGAAUGACGCACUUGACUACAUGAAUUCUUUGAAUGAUUCUGACAUCACUGACAAUUCCGAUGAAGAAUACGACUUGUGUCAGUUACCUCCAGAAGAAAAUGAACGAUUGACGGAUAAUGAAGACAUUGAUGAUAACAAUUUGGGAGAAGUGGAGCCGACUGACGUAUGUGGACAAGUUGCAGACGAGCCUGGAUCUGUCAGUGUGAUACGCGUGUCGUGGCACUGUCGGCGGGCUGUGCCAGAGGAGCGAGUGAGCAGCGACAUGGCGGGCACGUGGGUGCGCACAGCGGUGCUGCUGAGCUGCCUCGUCGCGGGCCGGCGCGCCGGCGACGCCUCGUACGACUACGAGGGCCCGCCGCUGGCGCCGCUGUACGACGCGGGCUUCGACCUGAGCUCGGGGGCCUGCGCGGCCCGCGACCCGCGCCUGCUCGUGGUCGUGCACUCGGAGCGGUCGCGGCGCGAGGCGCGCGACGCGGUGCGCCUCACCUGGGGCACGGCGUCCCUGGCCCGCGACGUGGCGCUGGUGUUCCUCGUGGGGCGCGCGCGCGACCACGCGUCGUCGCACGACGUGGCCGCGGAGGCGCAGCUGUACGGCGACGUGGUCGCCUCGCGGAACGUGGAUUCCUUCGACAACCUGACGCUGAAGGCGGUCGCCACGGCCGAGUGGGUGGCGCGCGAGUGUCCGCGCGCGCGCUUCGUGCUCAAGGUGGACGACGACGUGUUCCUCAACGUGCCGCGGCUGCUGCGGCUGCUGGAGCUGCCCCGAGUCAGCUCCGCCUCGCGCGCCAUGUUUGGCCAGCUCAUGGAGGACAACAAGCCCAUCCGACACCCGGACAGCAAGUUCUUCGUCCCCGAGGUGGCUUUCCCUAGCGGCCGCUACCCGCCCUAUCUGCAGGGCGGAGCCUUCAUCUUCACCGGCGACCUGGCGAGCGACCUGCACGCCGCCGCGCUCGCCUCGGCCUUCUUCAGGGUCGAGGACCUGUUCUUCACGGCCUUCCUGGCGCGCCGCGUGCGCGCGGGCGUCACGCACGUGGAGGGCUUCCUCGCCGAGAAGUGGUGGCGCGGCGGCGAGUGGCGGCAGCACGAGUACGUGUGCGACCUGCAGCGGCGAGUAGCCGUGCACCCCGCCGACUACCAGGCUAUGUUCGAGAUGUGGGUCAUGGCCUUCAGGCAGGUCGCGUGCUAGCCGGCCGCCUCCCG
Bacillus rossius redtenbacheri is the source of this 1448-nucleotide messenger RNA. RefSeq names its product beta-1,3-galactosyltransferase 5-like. NCBI's taxonomy places the organism in Eukaryota, Metazoa, Arthropoda, Insecta, Phasmatodea, Bacillidae. Gene Ontology annotation, molecular function: hexosyltransferase activity. Gene Ontology annotation, cellular component: Golgi membrane. The transcript has 4 exons. The record is from RefSeq and is a predicted model, not a curated record. The coding region runs from base 1 to 1434 and encodes 477 amino acids.